Messenger RNA from Leptosia nina, 231 nucleotides. Lineage: Eukaryota; Metazoa; Arthropoda; Insecta; Lepidoptera; Pieridae. The record is from the annotation of a GenBank genome assembly.
AUGGACCGUUCAAAAAUCUCGAACGGCAGGCCGGUUCAGACGCGCGGCUAUUAUUACACUGCGCGGCAACCAUGUUGCUUUGUGCGCCAAUCAGAAGACAUUAUACGGAGCAUGGCGGAUACCUAUGGGUAUUAUCAAUCCCUAUUAUUAAAGCAGAUCAAAGGCGGCGCGGGAUUCGGCUUGGACCGCAACCAAGAAUUUUUAAAUGCCCAGAGGUCAAUGCUGAGAUAG